This is a messenger RNA of Hyla sarda, 968 nucleotides long. RefSeq names its product intraflagellar transport protein 172 homolog. The annotation marks the transcript as partial. The record is from RefSeq and is a predicted model, not a curated record. Gene Ontology annotation, cellular component: intraciliary transport particle B; ciliary basal body; axoneme. NCBI's taxonomy places the organism in Eukaryota, Metazoa, Chordata, Amphibia, Anura, Hylidae. The transcript is spliced from 8 exons. Gene Ontology annotation, biological process: intraciliary transport.
AGGAUAUAUAGGUCGGUGACCUGUAAUCUUUCGUCUUAGUAUUUCGGGUAAAGGAAUCUUGUCCGGUCAUGCAGAUGGGACCAUCGUCCGCUAUUUCUUUGAUGAUGAAGGAUCUGGAGAGUCUCAGGGAAAGCUGGCCACCCACCCGUGCCCACCGUACGCCCUGGCCUGGGCAUCGUGCAGCAUUGUGGCUGGUGGUUGUGAUAAAAAGCUGGUGGCUUACGGGAGAGAAGGACAGGUCAUCCAGACGUUUGACUACAGCCGGGACCCCACUGAACGGGAGCUGAGUGUGGCCGUCACCAGUCCCAGUGGGCAGUCUGUGGUAGUGGGCAGCCAUGACAGACUACGAGUGUUGAACUGGAGCCCCCGCAGGGGAUUGUGGGAAGAAGCCCGACCCAAAGACAUUCCCAACCUGUACAGCAUCACAGCCCUGGCCUGGAAGAGGGACGGCUCUCGGCUCUGUGCGGGCACGCUGUGUGGAGGAGUGGAGCAGUUCGACUGCUGCCUGCGACGUACAGUCUACAAAAACAAGUUUGAAAUGACCUAUGUGGGGCCAAGUCAGGUGAUUGUGAAGAACCUCUCCUCGGGGACCCGUGUGGUCCUGAAGUCUCACUACAACUAUGAGGUGGAUGAGGUGAAGAUUAUGGGGAAGGAUCGGUUCCUGGUCGCUCAUACAUCGGACACCUUACUCCUUGGAGACCUGCUUACCAACCGGCUCAGUGAGGUGGCCUGGCCGGGAUCCGGAGGCAAUGAGAAAUUCUUCUUUGAAAAUGAGAAUGUCUGUAUGAUCUUCAAUGCGGGGGAGCUGACCCUGGUGGAGUAUGGAAGCAACGAGAUACUGGGGACUGUGCGUACGGAGUUCAUGAACCCCCAUCUGAUCAGUGUACGGCUGAACGAGAGGCGACAGCGCGGCACAGAGGACAACAAGAAGCUGGCCUAUCUGAUAGACAUGAAGACCAUCGCUAUAG